AUGACCAAUAUAACGGAUAAAAGUCACAGUUGUUCACGCUGCAAGAAAAUUAUCGGCCGCGUUGUUAUGAAUUGUAAAAUAUGUCUUAAGGAUUUUCAUCCAGGUUGUGCCGACUCCAACUGUCACAAAAUUUACGAUAUAAAUAAUCAGUUAGUGAGAUGUAAUGGGCCUUAUACCACUUAUGAGGUUCAAUUGAAUGAAGAUAAAGAAAGUAGGGAUAUAAAUAAUAGUAAUACUGAUCAAGUGGAAAAAACCAGUGUUAAUAACUCUGUAAUUGCUGAUAUUCAUAAUGACAAUAAUACCACUGACAUUUUAAUGUCAAAAGUGGAUUCUUUAUUCAAUAAAAUUGAUAUUAUUCAUGCCAAUAAUAUAAGUUGCUUAAAAGAGAUAAUAAAAAAUGAAAUAAAAGAUCACGUAAAACACCUUACUAUUUCUCUGCAACAGACUGUGCAUAAAAAUUUGUAUGCGAUGAACAGUAAAAACAGUUAUAGUGAAAUUACUCAAAAAAAUCCUGUUGUGUCUAAUGUUGAUCGUCUAGUUGUCAAACCAAAUAAAAUUCAAGAUACGGAGGUCACAGUUAAGGAUUUAAAAAAUAAUAUCGACAUUGUAAAAUUAGGAGUUGACGUAAAAAAAGUAACCAAUCAAUCUAAUGGUAAAGUUAUAAUUGACACAGUAAAAGAAGCUGAUAAAAUAAAGCUUAUGAAUGAAAUUCAAAAUAAAAUUGGUAUUAAAUUAGAAAAUAGCAUACUAGGUUUGAGUGAAGAAAAAAUUAUACGUGAAUUGUCAACACAAAAUAAAUGGAUAAAUUCAAAUGGCAAUAAUCCGGUUAAAGUUAUUAAAAAAUAUGAAACUGCGAAUGGUUAUGGAUCAAUUAUUAUUGAGGUUAGUACGAGCAUUCAUCAAGCAAUAAUGAAUAGUGGUAAAGUCAAAUUCGGCUGGAAUUUGUAUAACGCAUACAAUCAUAUUAAUAUUUUAAGAUGCUUUAGAUGCUGGGGGUUUGGGCAUCUUGCAAAUAAUUGUAAAAAAGAAGAAAUAUGCAGGUUGUGUUCAACUAAUCAUCAUGAAACUGAGUGUCAGAGUGAAUCUAAUAAGUGCAUUAACUGUGUUGAAUUGGUCAACAAAUAUAAACUAACAGAUAUUGACAUAAAUCAUUGUGCUACUGAUAGAAAUUCAGUCAAUAUUUGUGGCCUGGUUAAUAGAAAAGAUGAGAUUGAUAUAGUAAUAAAUGAAAUAAAACCUGACAUUAUAUGUCUAUGUGAAACCCAUACAACUGAUGAUGUUUCGGAUUAUGAGAUUGAAUUUAAAAAUUACAAUAUGAUACGAACGAACACGAAUAACAGAAGAACUGGUGGAACUAUAACAUAUGUAAUUAAAAAUAUCAAGUACAAAGUGAUAUUAAAUAGUAAUGACAUUAUUGACGGAUCUUGGAUAAAUUGUAUUCAGUUUUGUAAUGGCAAUGAAAAAUUAGUACUAUGUAAUUUAUAUAGGUCACCUAGUAGUAGUAUAAAUAUUUUUUGUGAUAAAAUUUUGGAAAUAGCAGAACAAAUUAUGGAUACUGGAAAAUUAAUAAUGUUAGGUGAUUUUAAUAUUGAUGUUCGAAGAAACGAUUUUUAUGCUAGAAAAUUAACUGACGAAAUGUCUUAUUUAGGCUUGAAACAAAAUAUUGAGACUCCCACGAGACUGACGUUUGAUUCACAAACAAUUAUAGAUUUAGUUUUUACAAAUUUCAAAAUUAAAUCUGUGGUAAUGACAACACCCAAAGUAUCUGAUCAUAAUAUCAUUUAUAUUCAGAUAGAUGGGAUGAAUGACGUUGACAGUAAUACUAUUGUUUACUCUAGAGAUUUUAAGCAUUUUAAUGAUGAAGUUUUUCAAACAGAAGUUUUAAAUAAAUUCGAUAAUUGGCAAACGGAACUAUGUAUUAAUAAUAAUAAUAAUGAUUGUAUAAAUUUUAAUUUAACUGUAGAAAGAAUUAGUAGUAGUGUAUUAGAUGUACUUGACAAAAUGGCACCAUUUAAAGAAAAGAUCAUAAAUUAUAAAUGGAUUAAUAAACCAUGGAUUGACAACAAAGCUAUUGAAAUGAUCAAAAAUAAAGAUGAGUCUUAUAGAGUAGCUAUGAAGUCGAAAGAUAUAGCGGCAAUUAAUAAUUAUAAACUAUUGCGUAAUAAAGUAGUUAACGAACUGCGAACGAAAAAAAAACAGUAUUAUGAAAACAACAUCAGUAUUAAUAAAAACAAUCCACAUCAAAUAAAUUAUGAUAAUAGUUGUAAUAAGACUUCUGAAAAAAUUAAUGAGGAGCAAAGUAUAAUUAAAUGGGAGACAUUUGAUGAAGUUGAAUUUAAUGUAGUUGAUAAAAUUAUUAAUAACUUGGACACUAAAAAGGGAUCGAAAAAUGACGUAAACGCUAAUAUUUUAAAACUUGUAUGGGAUGUUAAGAGUGACGUGAUAAUAUACAUGAUAAAUAAUUCUCUCAAAUUAGGAUUAGUACCGUCUAUUUGGAAAAUAUCGACAGUUACACCCAUCCAAAAGGAAUUAGAGGUGUAG
Microplitis mediator is the source of this 2541-nucleotide messenger RNA. RefSeq lists its product as uncharacterized. The record is from RefSeq and is a predicted model, not a curated record. Gene Ontology annotation, molecular function: zinc ion binding; catalytic activity; nucleic acid binding. The transcript has 6 exons. Bases 1 to 2541 code for a protein of 846 amino acids. NCBI's taxonomy places the organism in Eukaryota, Metazoa, Arthropoda, Insecta, Hymenoptera, Braconidae.